This is a messenger RNA of Camelina sativa (false flax), 768 nucleotides long. Lineage: Eukaryota; Viridiplantae; Streptophyta; Magnoliopsida; Brassicales; Brassicaceae. The record is from RefSeq and is a predicted model, not a curated record.
AUGUGUUCUCUUCUCAGUGAAUCAAGGAGUAGAGAAAAAGAUGAUCUCAGUUCCUUUGUCUCAUCAUCCUUCGUGAACCACAGAAAUGAGUUGAAGACCAAGAUGCUCAAGGACAUGGGCGUGACCUUCGAUGAGCAUGGUCAAGUCAUGUUUAUCGGAGGCUAUGUCAACCACUUGGCCGAUCGUUCCAUUGCGGCUGUGGUCGGUACUGUGGAUUGGCCAAAAACGAAGCCGUACGCGGCAAUGGUAAGAGCACAAACUCAAGGCGAAGAAAGGAUUCAACGCUUUGGUGAGGGUUGCUCAAAGCUUGUCGAAGCUCACAUUAGAGAGAGCGGGAAAAAGCCAAAUAAAAUCGUUAUCUUCCGGUAUGAGGUGGGCAAAGAGAUUCUCCAGGACGAGCUGCAGGAUUUGAAGAAUAAGCUCGGUGGCUACACUUCGAACAUCACGGUGAUCGUGGCAACAAAGCAUGCGAGUGAUCCGGAGCGAGACGAUGAUAUCGACUUUUACAGUUUUUCUCUCGGGGUCCGGUUUGAUUUCGAAUUCUUCUAUAACAGUGGUAACUUCUCAAUGACAAGUCUCCUCCUCUACUUGUGCUCCAAUGAAACUACAACGAAAAUUGUGACUCCACUUACCUACACCUUCCAGAUGGUCCCUCCGAUCACUACGCUCAUCUCGCCGCUGUCGGAGUACACGAGGGAGACCCCAUUAGCGACGAAUCGUGGAUCCUUCAUGACUAUACCAAAACCUUAUACGGGUCGAAGUAAAUAA